Molecule: messenger RNA, 231 nt
Organism: Saprolegnia diclina VS20
Lineage: Eukaryota; Oomycota; Saprolegniomycetes; Saprolegniales; Saprolegniaceae
Exons: 2
Coding region: 1-231 (76 amino acids)
Source: RefSeq, a predicted model, not a curated record
AUGCGAGAAUCGAAUGAGCUCAAGCGCAAGGCGCGCGCCGACGAGAAGGCCACCGAGACGCACGAAGAGAAAGCAGCUCGGCUGGAAAAGCAGCGCCUUAGCAAAACCACUGCGCGCGCCGUCGAGAAGGCCACCGAGACGCACGAAGAAAAGCGGUUCCGAGCACCUCGUACGACGAUGGACGUGAGCGACGACGACGUGAAGGCCAAAGUCGCCGACAACAUGGCUUAA